Molecule: messenger RNA, 9566 nt
Organism: Oryzias latipes (Japanese medaka)
Lineage: Eukaryota; Metazoa; Chordata; Actinopteri; Beloniformes; Adrianichthyidae
Gene: setbp1
Product: SET binding protein 1
Biological process (GO): regulation of DNA-templated transcription
Cellular component (GO): nucleoplasm
Molecular function (GO): DNA binding; histone H3K4 methyltransferase activity
Source: RefSeq, a predicted model, not a curated record
GACGGAGCCCACAGUCUGCUGGGUGAGAUCAUUACCAGACUCCAGUUCUGAGACCUGACAUUCACCGAUCGGAAAAGCGGGGAAACGAAGAGAGAGAGAGAGAGAGAAAAAACGAGGGAGGUUCGAUUCUGCGCAGCCGAAAUCCGAACCUGCAGCCGCGUCCUCUGCUCUCAGUUCGCAGCAAACAAGCGCGGUCUUGUCGCUAAAAAAAUUCUUCUGGAUUCGGGGUUGUUGUAGUCGGAUGCGGGUUGCUUGUUUUGACUGCAGUAACAGUCCUCCUCCUCUUCCUCCUCCUCCUCCCUUACUAGCGGAUUUGCAAGGGAUCUCAGCUUCCCGAGUAACCAGCGAUCCCGCAUCGGACACGCACUCUGCACCGCCGCCAGCUCGUCCUCGGAAGCUUCCAAACGUCCCGUUUCUGUGAGCAACUGGACUCAAGUUUCUGAUCGGACUUUCUCGUCCUUCUACGUGGCUACCUUGAUUCUGUCACCGGAUCGGCUGCAAAAAAAAAAAAAAAAAAAAAAAGAGAGACACAUUUUUUCUCUGUGUCCAGAGCGCCGUUGACGCCAUUUUCCCCGGGGUUUUCUGUCAGAAAGACGCACAUAUUCUGGCUGCGUUUGACAGCUCCCCGGGAGGCUGUCAUCCCAUCCGCCGCUUGUGUGAAAAUGUGCCUCGGAUAAAUGGAUUGUAAAUGAUCUUGAUAAAAUAUUCACACGUUCAAGCCGGCUGCGCGUCAACGUUAGACAUGGAGUGUCCUUGGCUGUGCUGUGUUCCUGUGGGACAACCAACACAACCCCUGUAGCUGAUUGACAGCAACCAAGCCAGAACAGCAUUACCACUGCUUCCUGUCUUCUCAUUGGCUGGCUGUGUCAGUUUCCCCCGUUCUGACUGGCUCUGGCGGGAGCGUGGAUGGAGCCUAGGGAUCUGGUUGGCUCAGCCCGACCCAAAGAGGCGGACCUUCAGGGAUGCAGGGCGGGGAUUAAUCAUGUGGACCAACUAGGAGCAGGCGCCAUUGGGUUGGUGCGCAGUGAUGAUGUGAUUCACAGUGGCGUCAGUGAGGGGGAGGGGUUAGAUGAGCAAGGGGAGGGGCUAAUGGAGGAGCAGGAGUUCUCCAUCAAGGAAGCAAGUUUUCAGGAAGGAAGUCUAAAGUUAAAGAUUCAGACCACCAAGCGCACCAAAAAGCCCCCCAAGAACCUUGAGAACUACAUUUGCCCACCGGAGAUUAGGAUGACCAUUAGACCUCCAGUUGGAGACGGCAAAGGUGGGCGCCAGGGGCGAACAGGUGGUGGGGCAGGAGCAGGACGGAUUUCGAAAGACGAAGAACGGGGACCCCCAAGAAAAAGGACGUACGAGCGACAGUUCAGAAUCCCUGAGCAGAGAGACGGAGGCCUUCUGCAACUGCUGGGAGAUGCCAGUCUGCUCAAACAACCGCCUCGCAGCUCCCUUCUUCCUGCACACACAGAGCAAACACAGCACACACUCCCCCAGAAAUUUCACCAAAACCAGAUAAGUCCCGAAUGGAUCACAUCGACUGCACCUCCUGCAUCCCCAGCCCAUGCUCCAGACUCUGAGCAGACCAGAGAUUUAGCAGGUGCCAGUAGAGCUUCUUUGCUUGAUCCGACGCAGACUCUCUUACAAACAGCAAGACAAAGCCCUUCACCUCAGAGAUCCCUCACUCCAGACCUACAGCUGCCUGUGGUUACCGAUGCCAGCAUCCUCAAUCUCACCUCCCUGAGCAGGGGGAAGGGUUUGCAAGAGGUCAGUGAGCAGCUGUUUGGAAACAUCAAGAGGAAGUACGGCAGGAGGGACUCACAAAAGAUGCUUGGCAAUCCCCACAGUGCAGAUCCACACUGGGGAAGACAGCAAGAAAGAGGAUCGGAGAGCCCAAAUACUUUGGAUGAAAGGCAGAAGUACAGAGAAGAGGAAACACCUGAGCAGUUCCAGGAAGAAAGGGACGAAAGGAGAAAAGUAGAAAGAGAGAAAGCUGUUUCUGGAAGAAGAGGAGAUGAAGGAGAAAGUGGCACAACUGUGCUGGUGGAAGAAGGAAAAGGAAGAAAGCGAAGGAGAAGGCCCUCUUUUGAUGGGUCAUUUUCUGUGGAGGAACAAUCACAGCAAUGGCCUUUUGAUACAGCUGAGAAGCCCCAGAGUGGGCCCCCAGAACCCAAAGCAACACACAAGGCAGAGUCUGCCAAAACAGAUUUUUGUACAGCAAGUCAAACUGAUCGCAGCAGAGAGAGGACCGAAAAGGCAGAGAGAACAGAUAAAAUCGAUAAGAGAGAAAAGGGGGAGAAGAUAGACAAAGCAGAGAGAGCAGAUAUGGUUUCAUGUGGGCCUGACAAGGACUCAGAUCUAAGUACAAACAGGGUCAAGAAGUUCCCUGUGGGUCGUCCCAAAAGUGGCAAAGAUUUUCUCAAACUCAGAGAACCUACCUACAAUCAAAUCAAGCCAAGUUUAGGAACAAGCCCCAGACUCUCAAGCUUAAACCUUAGCCCCAGCUCCAGAGCUAGUAUCAGUCCUAUUUCAAGCCCCAAACCCCGGAGUUACAUCAGCCCAAGCCCAAGCCCUGGACCCAAUUCUGACAUGAGUCCAAGUCACAUCCAUAUCACCAGUUCUCCUUCCAAUUCCAGGCCAAACAAGACCAAUGAUAGAUGGUCUUACCUGAAAGCUAAAAGCCAUGUUACUCUCACAUCACCCCAAAGAGAAAACCUUGGUAGCUCCUCAGUAUCAGCAGAUCCCCCCUCUGCUUUCCCCAUUACCCCCUCUAGUCCACUCUAUUGCAACACAGACAGCCUGACUGUCCAUGCUCCCAUUAAGAGAAAACGAGGUCGCCCGAAGAAGCAGCCACUCUUAACAGUUGAGACCAUUCAUGAGGGCACCUCUACUUCACCCCCAAGACCCCUUUCACAGGAAAUGACUGCAGGGCUGACUUGCAGGAGAAAGACCAAUACACUCCACACAUUAGCUAAAAUGACCAGUUGUGCUAGUUCCAACAGCCUGAAACUAAAGCGUGCAAAGGGCAACACUAGGUCAAUAAAAAAUACAAAAUUUGGGAAAAUGCAGAGCAUUCUGAAUGAGAUCCUUUCUGGUUCCACUCAAAAUGGCCCCCUAGCUCUUAAGUCAUCAUCUGCUCCUGUUAGUUCGGCCAUGAGUGCCAUGGCCUCCACCAUUGAGGCUCGGUUAGGGAAACAGAUAAAUGUCAGCAAGAGGGGAACCAUCUACAUCGGUAAAAAAAGAGGGCGAAAACCUAGAGCAGAAACUCAAUCCUUCAUCCCUUCCAAAACCUCUAGAGACAAGCCACCAAUGUCUGUCUCAGCAUCCAGCAUCUAUGACAACCCUGCAGUGCCUUUUGCCACCUCAUCUCCCAGUUCUAAUGCUCCAACCUUAAGAACCAACAACUCUGAGGCCACCAUGCCUAGUUUGCAGCCCAUCUCAGCGCUGCCAUCCAAAACCCUGGGCAGGGGCUUUCUCUCAGGAGGUUGGAAACUUUCUCCUCCCCGCCUUCUGGCUAAUUCACCCUCCCACCUUUCAGAGGGGGCGUCGGUGAAAGAGGUGACUCUGUCUCCCAUCAGUGAAUCCCACAGUGAAGAGACUAUCCCUAGUGACAGUGGAAUUGGGACGGAUAACAACAGCACUUCAGAUCAAACCGAGAAGGGUCAUGCCUCUCGCCGCAGGUACUCCUUCGAUCUGUGUGGGUUCGAAUCUGCGGAAGCUGCAGCUCUUGAUGCAUCCAACAGGGGCAGCAGAACACGAUGUGAUCGGCAAGUUACCGCUAUCGACAACUUUCUGUCACAGCAGGAGAAGAAGCAAAAGCAUCACAGAAGGAAGAGGAAGUGCCUUCAGAGUCGGGAUCAUCUUCACUUUUUCUCUGAAUUGGAGGAGGUUGUGGUAAAGCUCCAACAGCUACGAGUGUCUCACAAACGAUACACCUGCUACCCCCAGCAUCCAUAUCCUUCCAUUUUCCGCCUGAACUUCCACCAUUACUACCCUGUUAGCUACGACUCCUACCCCUGUGACUCCAGCUCAUACCACCGCAGGAGUGCAGAUCUGAAGGCUAAGAGGAGACGUGGCCGGCCAGCCAAAGCCAGCGAGCCAAUCACAUCAAAAUUGCCUUUUGUUCAAGGAUAUGGUUAUCCGCUGGGAGGGGGAAAUUACUAUGCAGCACCGUAUGCGAUGCCUUAUGCACCUCCUCUGAGUCUAGGCUAUUUUCCCCACACUCCCCCGUUUUACUUGCCCCACCACUCAUUCGGACCUGCCCCUCCAUCUCCCUUCAUGAGGCCCGCUGUCCCACCACCUAAGGCUUUCCAUGCUGGUGGACUCUCAAAACUGCAGAGUGGGACCAAAAUUCGCGGCUCGAGUGGUUCGCUCCAGGGCCCCACUGUAAGAGGGGAGGGUCUGGGACCCCUGAGUACAGUUGGUCUCACUGGGGUCCGUCUCCAUAAAAGGAAGCACAAACAUAAGCAUAAGCACAAGGAUGAACCCCUCCUGUCACCACAAGACCGACAGGAGUUGGGUGGACUUUUCAGUGGAGCAAAGACCAAUGCUUGCCUUGGGUUGCUGAAUGAGAGGAGGGACUUGAGCAGCCAAGGCUCUUCGAAGCAUCAGGAGAAGCAAAGAAGCAACAACAGGGGUUCAAACCUGGCAUCCAGCGUGGGGAUUUUUGAUCCAGACCAGCAUUCUUUCGCUGACAGACAGUUUCUGUCCCAUCAGACAACGCCAUCAGUCAAGAGCUUCAUGAACAGCUACAGCAGCCAUUCGCAGCAGACAGAGACUAUUUCUGACCUGUUCUUGGGGUCACGAGAGAACGAGUGUGGUGGAAGGAGUAGGAGAAUGAAGCUCACAGGGUUUGGUGAUGAGAGCUUGAUGUCAUUCCAAACAACCACACAGGAGCCAGGGCAGACAAACAAGUGUUCCAGUCCACCCCUCACUGGUGUUUCCAGUAAGAGGAGGUAUAAACGGCGCGAGGUGGAACAGAUUCAGAAGGAUGUAAAGAAGAUGCAUUCUUUGAACUUCAAUCACGUGCAGAAGAUCCUCCGUGCAAAGCGCCUGCAGCGACAAGCCAAAACAGGAAAUAAUGUCAUCAAAAGGCGACCUGGACGGCCCCGAAAACAACCCUUAGAGGAACCAGAGCCAGCUAGCAUUAGGAAGGAAGACUGGGCUGAUGGUGGGGGUCUGGACAUUGUGGCAAGUAGCAGAGGUGAUGGGAGGACUCUGGGGAUGCCUGUCCUGGAGAGGUGUGAUAGCCUGCCAAGCAGGCAGAGCCUCAGGCCUAGCUUGACUCCCAAACCUCUGGAGUUCUCUAAUCACGACUCGAUCUCAGCAGCGAUUGAGACUGUGGUGCAUCAGGCACGCUCUGUUCCUCCACUGGCUAAAGCGGGGAAACGCCGGACUGGGGAGAACAGAAAGGACGAGUUGUGGUCUCCGAACAGUCAGUAGAGAUGCAGGACUCCAAAACUGGAAUGAAGAGCAGUUCAGAGUCGAUUAAAACCUAUCAGAUGCAGUGCCCUUCAUUUUGGGACUCUUCGGUGCACUUUGAUGCGUUUCGCUGCUCAGAUCUGUUGGAUGUUGGGUGGUGAAGCAGGAGGAGGGAAUCUUCUUCAACCAGACGUGGGCCUUUCAAAGAUUCUUUGGACCUUCAUUUACAAUGGCACUAUAUGGUACUAUUUGAUACUGAAUCUGAUGCUAUAAAAAGUGUGUGGUACUUCUGAUAGUGUAGGAUUUUAUGUGAUUCUUUAUGUAUCUGAUACAGUGUUGUGUAUGGUACUUUAUAAUACUGUAUCUGAAUGUGGCUUUAGCCAUAUAUUUACCAGCAAGGGGGGAGGGGAAUGGUUAAUAUAAAACUGUGCAGCUCUGCUUAUUUUUGCCUUUCUGAAGAUGCUUGUCAAACACACAUGGGAUAAUCCAUCAUAAUUAAGCCACCUUAACCCUACCUGUGUCCGCACCCAUAACUGCUUCCUUAGUCUUCUUGCCCUCUUUGAGAAGUAACUGAAACCUCCUGGCAGCUCUACCCUGCUUGAAAAUUUGUCAACCCCUCAGCUCAAGUUUUCUCCCGUCCUGGCCUCUAGUUGAUAUUCUACAUCUCCAUUCUUCCUCCAUUUACCCCUUUUGUCAUGUGGUCCCCCUUCCCUAAUCACUUUUUUCCCUGGUCUCAGGCCCAAAAGGCAAUAUGGUGGAUAAGACCGUCCCGGACUGUACAUAAAAAGUAAAAAAAUCCACUGUUGCCUGAUGAGAAACCAGCUCAUAGAUGUCUACUGGCAGACAGUAUUUCAAAUAGAAAUGUUGUACCAUAGACAAUGAAAGUGUGUAUUGUUUUAUAACCAAAAACAUACAUGGCUGUGACUCAAGACAAGUUUGUUUUAAGUGAGAAAAACUACAUAUAAUCAUUUAAACACUCAUCUCUGUGUUUAUAUCCACAGGCAUUGCAUACAGGAGGGAUGUCAGGAGUGUUUUCAAUAACCUUUGGAGUUAGUUUAAUGCACUAAAAAAAAUACAGUCAUUUGCAUCAAUCAAAUGCAGCACUUAGGUAGUUUUCUGACCUUCUUCUUUGUAGAAUUUGCGUUUUUUUUUUCUUGUUGCAUUUUCCAUUCAGAGAGCGUGCUUUUAUUUUUAUUAUCAAUUCAUUUAUGCAGGCUGUGCAGCCAAAAGUGUAAAACUAAAUCCUGAGUCUGAAUCAUAAUUGGACCGUUCAGCAAAAGUCGGCUCACUUUCAGUGUUUUUUCAAGCUUCCCAUCCUUCUCCUUUAAUAUUUUCAAACCGUACUUGUAGAAGUGUUUUUGGAAAGUCAAAGCAGUGUUCAGAGUUGGAAACCAAAGUUUUAGCAUUCACCAGAGGGAUGUAAGGAAACAACCAUUGGUGAAUACGAUCCCCACCAUGUCAGCAGUGUAAACCAUUCAUGUCCACUGUAGAAUGUAGCCGUACCGGGUUUUCGUGUAAAAGUCUUUGUUGAUGUUUAUCCAGUUUAUGCGAUUUUGAGUUGAGAUUUGAGUGAAAAGCUUUCACAGAGUAUAGGCAAAAGUAGGAAUUCAUAUCAUCUGCAUAUCAGUUUUGGCUAAUUUUGAAAUGUUUAGCUUGUUUACCUGCAGCAAAAGAAAAAAAAGAUUUUGGUGUCAAAAGAAAAAAAAACCUGAACGCAAAGCCGCUUUUCGUUAACACUGCCAUACUUAUUCAAAAGUCCAGUGUUGUACAUCCCUAAAGUGAAAAAGUAGUGUUUUUUGGCAGCUUUCUCCUUCAGGAAAUAUUGUUUUUGUUGGGUGGGGUGGAGUUCCCAGUUGCAGCAGUUCAGCUUGUGCCUUAUGUUUCUUUCUCUCAUCAAUUAGAUUUGACCUGAGAUUGAGAAAGUGGCAAAGAGUGCCCCCUAAAAAAUGCCCUGAUACUCAUGAUUGUGUAUAUGACGCAUGUGUCUUAGUCAUCAGAACCCUGGCGCUGCCUGUGUCCCAUCACAGCCUCCAUUCUCAGCAUCCUGUCACCGAGCGCUCAGCCUGUCUCCCGGCUUCCUCCCAGUUCUCUGACCCAUAUUCCUAUGACAGCUAGAUGGGUUGGACUUACGGUAUUAAACUCACAUCCUGCCCCGACCUAGAUACUGCUGAGCAGCAGUGAGAAUAGAAAGCCCACCAUGUUAGACAUGCUUCCACCCAGAGGUAUUUAUUGUACUCACUGUCCUAGGUUUAUAAAUGAACAACACAUUAUUGGUUAAAUACCUGGCACAAAGUAGGAACAGAUGCAGUUGUCAUGGAAACCACAUCCUCCUGUAUUGUUUGCUAUGCAUUGGGCUGUACUUGGCAACGACCUCAAAAUGAAUUUUUGUUCUGGGUCCAUUCGGUGACAAAUAAGUGGUCUUAUUUAAUAAACUAAAUUAACUAAUGUAAGAAAAACGAGGAAUCGUUCAAGGAAUAAUGAGUUGUGCAGAAAGUGACUAUCAUUUUAACAAAAUUAUAGUAACUGUGUCUCUAUGCAGUACAGCCUUAAACAGAUGACCUACAGUAUUGAUGUUGUAAAUAGUAUAAAGUACAUCCUGUGUGGGUACCGACUGGGCUCUGUUGUGCUCAAAAAUCCGUCGCCAGUUUCCUUCAAGACUGACCCAAAAUGGACAGAAAUGAUGAGCCAGUUGACUGACGAGACUUUGACGCUCGUCGUCAGUUCCAAAGAAUGUUAAAAUACGGUUCCUGGAGCCCCCUUGCAGUGUGCUUGACCAAAAAUAAAAUCUCCCAGCUGACUGUUAGAAUCUUUGCCUGCAGCUAGUAUGGUGCAGUGCUAGCUGAGAAGGGUGAGCAUGUUGGGGUAGUUCUCCAAGGAUUUAGCCAAAAAUACCCUCAACCUAACAUUAGUGUAUGUAACCUUGCUGUGUUAGAUGACUUUCAGUAGGUUUGCAGUCUGUUGUGGCAAAGAUGAGAUGUGGGCCAUCUCUGUACUGUGGUAAGGCAGCUGUCUUUGACGUUAAAGGCCCCAGGUAAUGUCUGUCCUUUCUAUCUCUCCCACCAGCCAAUGCUCCGGUGCCUUCUAACACUGACAAGUAUUGUCCUCAUCCAGAGCUUUCACUUUACAUAGAAACUGCAGAGGGGGGUGUAGUUGGGAGGGAGUUAUGGUCUCUAUCCUUGUAGUAUAUUUAUCAGCCAUCCUGGACCUGUGGGUACCACUAAACACCAAUGUAAGCAUCCCGUACCUUUGUUUUUGUUCUGGCACUAAGGGCAGUGCAGCAGUGUUUGAUCUUACAUUUGUGUCAGUGGUGUUUUUACCGUACAAUUAACCACCCAGACAACAAGAGACCCCAUCCUUCUGUUCACCCCCCACCUCGAAUCCCUAUGUAGCAUGAGUGUCCUACACAUGGGGUGAGGGGUCACAUGACGCAGAGACUCUUCAACGUACACGUGCUCAUCCUCACAGUGAAUGCCACCAUCCUAAGCUAUAAUGUGCAGAUAAAACAUUGGAAAAAAAACCUAAAUGUACUUCUGUAGAGCACAAAGUGAGCUCCUCUGACAGCGUGGACAUAUUUUAGUUUGUAUACAUAGUGUAUUUGAACUUUUUUCUAGAGUGGGUUUCCUUUAUUUGCAUGCCCGAUUUGAUUGUAUGCAUAAAUAUUUUAGAUGAGCCGAAAGUUGAAUAUCAACUGAAUUUGAAGCAAGACUUGUACAUUAUUUGAUAUGUUUCUUUUUGUAUUGAAUUUUUUAAUUCAUAAAGCAUUUUUGUACAUUGUAUGAAUAUUAAAAACAGCAAAUAUUUGCCAUAUAGAGUAAAUACUAGAUGCGCAUGCAUAUGCAUAUAUCCUUCACAGUAUGUAUGUGUAUACUUACACAUAUAUUUUGUAUUUGCAUUUGCCAGCAUACAGGUAUAUGUCUUAAGCACAUAUAUACAUGUAAUAUAUAUGUAUAUCCAUGUUUUCUGGCAUGCUUUUGGUCAUGUUUAUCUUUCAUGAUCUUGUAGGUUUUUUUUAUUACUCUUUCCUUAAAAAUGAAGGCUCAUUCUUUUGCUAUCCUUCCAUUGGCUGGCAGCUUUGAGCACUUGUUAAGAAGAAUUACAAUUGAAGUUGUUCAUGUUAUCCAUUGUGUGAAAUAAUAAAUGACUUUAUUGACAGCUAA